CCACCACCACCAUGGCUCAGUACAAGGGUGCCGCAAGCGAGGCAGGCCGCGCCAUGCACCUCCUGAAGAAGAGAGAGAAACAGCGCGAGCAAAUGGAGCAGAUGAAGCAGAGGAUUGCGGAGGAGAACGUAAUGAAAUCCAACAUUGACAAGAAGUUCUCUGCACACUACGAUGCGGUGGAAGCAGAGCUCAAGUCCAGUACGGUGGGUCUGGUGACCCUGAAUGACAUGAAGGCCAAGCAGGAAGCGCUGGUGAAGGAGCGAGAGAAGCAGCUGGCCAAAAGGGAGCAGUCAAAGGAGCUGCAGCAGAAACUAGAGAAGCUGCGAGAGAAGGCGCGCAAGAAGGAGGCCAAGCGGAAGAUCUCCAGCCUGUCCUUCACCUUGGAGGAAGAGGAGGAGGCGGGGGAAGAGGAGGAAGAGGUGGCCGUGUAUGAGGAGGAACUGGAGAGGGAAGAGAUCGCCACAAAGAAAAGGAAACUGGGGAAGAACCCUGAUGUGGACACAAGCUUCUUACCUGACCGGGACCGGGAGGAGGAGGAGAACCGGCUUCGGGAAGAACUGCGCCAGGAGUGGGAAGCCAAACAGGAGAAAAUCAAGGGUGAAGAGAUAGAAAUCACCUUCAGUUACUGGGACGGCUCUGGGCACCGGCGCACAGUGAGGAUGAAAAAGGGCAACACCGUGCAGCAGUUUCUGCAGAAAGCUCUUGAGAUCUUGCGCAAGGAUUUCAGUGAGCUCAGGUCAGCAGGGGUGGAGCAGCUCAUGUACAUCAAGGAGGAUUUAAUCAUCCCCCAUCAUCACAGCUUCUACGACUUCAUCGUCACCAAGGCACGGGGCAAAAGUGGGCCGCUCUUCAACUUCGAUGUCCAUGAUGAUGUGCGACUGCUCAGUGAUGCCACUGUGGAGAAGGAUGAGUCACACGCAGGCAAAGUGGUCCUGAGGAGCUGGUAUGAGAGGAACAAGCACAUCUUUCCUGCCAGUCGCUGGGAGCCCUAUGACCCAGAGAAGAAAUGGGACAAGUACACCAUCCGGUGAGCAUCCAGAAGUGGGCAUGACCUUGUCUCUCCCCGGAGUGCCCUCAGGGCUCCAGGGCUCCAGGUGCCUAGAUUCCCUGUUUUGUUUAACAAU
Messenger RNA from Acomys russatus (golden spiny mouse), 1124 nucleotides. RefSeq names its product protein FAM50A-like. Bases 12 to 1031 code for a protein of 339 amino acids. The record is from RefSeq and is a predicted model, not a curated record. The transcript has a single exon. NCBI's taxonomy places the organism in Eukaryota, Metazoa, Chordata, Mammalia, Rodentia, Muridae. Gene Ontology annotation, cellular component: nucleus. Gene Ontology annotation, biological process: chromatin organization.